Messenger RNA from Leptopilina boulardi, 3130 nucleotides. RefSeq names its product mitochondrial basic amino acids transporter. Gene Ontology annotation, molecular function: high-affinity L-arginine transmembrane transporter activity. The coding region runs from base 988 to 2052 and encodes 354 amino acids. The record is from RefSeq and is a predicted model, not a curated record. Gene Ontology annotation, biological process: mitochondrial L-ornithine transmembrane transport. Lineage: Eukaryota; Metazoa; Arthropoda; Insecta; Hymenoptera; Figitidae. Gene Ontology annotation, cellular component: mitochondrion. The transcript has 5 exons.
UAGUUUCUUCAUUAGUUUAGUUUAAGGCGAAGAGACGAUAUUUUUUAAUAAAAAAUUUUAAUUUUUUUUUAAAAAUAUUUAUUUAAAAAAUAAAAUAAAUUAAUUUUUAAAAAAAUUUAAAUUUAUUAUGCAAAAAAUAUUUUUUUUUUUUUGUAAAUUAAAUAAAAAUUUUAUAAACUGGAUGUGGGUGGAAUAAUAUAAAUAAUUAUCAGUGACGGGGGUGUAAAAAUUAUUUAAACAAAUUAUAUAAAAAUUGUGUUAAAAUGUAAGAAAAAAAAUAACAGAAAAAUAGAAGAGAGUGCAAAUUUUCAAUAAUUGACAAAUUAAAGUGAAAGAAAGAGAGAGAGAGAGAGAGAGAGAAAGAAAAAAAAAUUUAUUUUUAAUAAUUAUUUUUAAAAAAAAUUCUUAAUCUGGAUUGUAAGCUGAAAUAGAAUUGGUCAAUCUUUCAUGGAGUCCGAGCUUGUGAUUGGAGCUUCAAGAGCUUAUGAAAUAUUUCCACCACUGCUUUUAUGCAGUAAAAAUUUCAAAAUCUCAUCAAUUUCCGUCACAGAAAAAAAACAAGCGGAAAAACAAUUUUGGUCAUUUAAUAAUUCCGUUUGGUUAACAGCAUUUGGUUAAAAAAAAAAUGUUACAUAAUCGUUUGUUAUUGUUAUUAUUAUUAUAAAUGAGAAAAAAAAUUAUUUUUUUCCAUUACGUAUAAAUUCAAUUCAAAAGAAGAAGAAAAUAGAUCAAUGUCAUUUGCGUCAAACAAUAACAAAGUGUUUGUAAUUAUUUUCUUUUUUUAAAUAAAAAAAAAAAUUCUGUUCAUUGAUUGCGAGAUAAAUGUUUUUUGGAGAAAAUUUAUUAAAAUAUUUAUUUAAAUCAAUUAAAAAUGUUUUAUUAAAGUAAAAAAUUUUUUUGUUUAAUUCAAAGAAAUUUUUUUUUAUUUAAAAAAAAUUUAUUUUUAAGAAUUUCCCUCAAUUUUUUUUUUUUUUUUUUUGAAAAAAAAUGUCUCUUGAUUUUCUCGCUGGAUGCCUUGGAGGAUGCGCAGGUAUUUUGGUUGGUUAUCCACUCGAUACAAUAAAAGUUCAUAUACAAACACAAGAUCACAAUAAUCCAAAAUACAAAGGCACUUGGCAUUGUUUUCGUUCAAUUUUGGCCAGAGAUUCAAUAUCAGGACUCUAUAGAGGAAUGUCAUCACCAAUUGCUGGCGUGGCAGCAGUGAAUGCAAUUGUUUUUGGUGUCUAUGGAACAACACACAGAUCAUUCGCCGAAUCCGAACACUUGGGUGUACAUUUUUUAGCGGGUGCUUCAGCUGGAAUGGCACAAACACCUGUUUGCAGUCCCAUUGAAUUAGCAAAAACUCGUUUACAACUACAAAAUUCUGAUAAUCGUUCAGGACCACUACAAUGUCUCAAAGAUAUUUAUAAACGUGAGGGUUCGAGAGGAAUUUUCAAUGGAUUAGGAAUCACACUCAUUCGUGAAAUUCCCAGCUAUGGAAUUUAUUUUCUCACCUACGAAGCAUUGACAAGAUCAUCAGGUCCUACUGGUAUUUCAACAUGGUACAUGCUUCUCGCUGGGGGAUUGGCAGGUACAGCUUCAUGGGUAUUUACCUAUCCGGUGGAUGUUGUUAAAUCAAGAAUUCAAGCCGAUACAGUGGGAAAAUAUACAGGUGCUUGGGAUUGUUUUGAAAAAUCAUUAAAAUCCGAAGGUGUUACAUCACUUUUUCGUGGUUUAAAUUCAACAAUUAUUCGUGCAUUUCCCACUAAUGCAGUGACAUUUACUGUUGUCACUUGGACAUUAAAAUUAUUUAGUAAGGAACCAGAAAUAGAAAAGGAAUUAAUUGAUAAUAAUAAUAAUUGCGAUAAUUUUAAUCGAAUAUCGUCAUUGUCAGUAACGUCAUCAGUACCUGUUAAAGAAACAUUUAUUAAAGAAUGGAAUUUAUUGUUGAAUAAUAUUGUCAUUCGUCAAUUUGAAUUAUCGCGGUCUUAUUAUAGUUCAUUGUCAUCGUCGUCGAUUAAUUUUCGAGGUAUUGGAAAUGAAUUGGUUAAUCAGAAAUGUCAGGAGGAGUAACAAUUUUUUGGAAAAAAAAUUUUUUUUUUAAUUUUUAAUUAUGAUUUAAUUUUAAUGAGGUUUGAAAUAUUAUAAUAAAUGUAAUUGAGAAAUUUAGUUAAUUAAUAAUUAGCAAUUAGUUGUUGUCAGUGACGGAUUCAAAGUGGAAAGUUCCCCCCCCCCAUCACAUUAGAGUAGAAAGAUUUGACUUAGAUGAGAGAGAAAGAAAUAACACUAUAUUGUGAUCUUUGUUGUAGGCGUGGCUUAAGUAUUUAGGGCUAAUGCACAAUAAAUUUGUGAAAGUUAUUCGCAAACGAGAUUCGUAAUGAAAUCUGGUGGGAAUUUAGUUAUUUUCGAGUGAGUUUUUAUAAGUAAAAUUUUGGAGAAACCUAGUAGAAAGUAAAUAAAUUUUCACCAGAGAUUUCAUUGGGCAUUAAAAAACAGAGAUGUGAUCGUACCUUUAUAGAUGAACCCCUCCCUUACCCAAAAGUCUUGUUUGGAUCCGUCCCUGGCCGAUUAGGGCCAAUGCACAAUAGCUUCGUUAAGGUUUAUUUUCAUUGUCCUCAUUCGCCAUUUGUCAUAAUUCUCGUCAACUACCGCACCCUGCUCUAAUAAAAAUUGUAACUUUUAAUUUUAACAAUAAAAGUCUCUAAAGUUUCACUAGAGCUGGGUACGGUAGUUGAUGAAAAUUAUGACAAAUGGCGAGUAGGGACCAUGAAAACCAACCCUAAGGCCAUUCGCAAACGAGAUGCAUGAGAAAGAAAAGGACACAAAUAUCUGUCCUUUUCUCACGCAUGCUUCACGUUCAAUAAAAUUAAUUAGGGAUGUUAUUCUGCUUAAGUCUUUAAUUAGUUAAUAAAUAAAACAAUUAUGUUAAUUACAAUAAUAACUAUAAUAAUGACAAUAAUAAUAAUAAUAAUAAUAAUAAUAAUCAUAAAAUUAUAUUAAUAGUAAUUAUAAUAAUUAUAAAAAUAAGUUUACUGUUUUGUUAAAAAGAAAAUAAAAUUUCAAAAAUUGUCAAAUUAUUAAUAAUGACCAUUUUUAACUGUAAAUUAUUUUAAAAAAUGUAUAAACAUUUAAUAAAUGUUUUUAAAAAGUU